Molecule: messenger RNA, 3273 nt
Organism: Solanum tuberosum (potato)
Lineage: Eukaryota; Viridiplantae; Streptophyta; Magnoliopsida; Solanales; Solanaceae
Product: protein SMG9-like
Exons: 2
Coding region: 1784-3001 (405 amino acids)
Biological process (GO): nuclear-transcribed mRNA catabolic process, nonsense-mediated decay
Source: RefSeq, a predicted model, not a curated record
GCUUCUGUGCAAAUCGGAAUCAUAUAUAGGAGCUCUUGAGAUUGGAAUACCAAUCAGAGAAACUGAAUUCAUCUCGUCUAUCUUCAAGCGUAACGUUCCUCAAAUUUUUCAGUGGCGCCGCCGCUAACUGUAUGUCUUCCCGCUUACACCUUUCACUUUCCUGUUUCUAUUUGGUCUCUUCAUUUUUAUUUUUCUGCAUUCUGCUUCAAGUUUGAAUUUCUUCAUGCUUUUUGGACAAAAAGUUUGCCUAGCCGCUUGUGAAUGGAUAGCUGAGGGCUGCAGUGUGAAAAGUAAUUGACUGGCUUAACAGUUAACACUAAGCAGUUUUAGUUAUAUAUGACUACUUUUGAGAAUGUUCUUGCUUCUUUUCUCUUCCUGCUAAUGUCCUACAUACAUCUCGAAAUUCCCACAUGUUCUCAAACUUUUGUUCUUCUUUUGAUAAUUAUACCUUCCAAAAUAGCCUUGAUAAAGUUCUCCAACUUAUGCUUUACUUUUGGUCUGCAAAAUCUGCUCACGGUUUUUUUUGGAUUUUUGGGAUGAAAUUUCAAGUUGACCUUUUUUUUAACAAAGGUACAGGGACAUAUUAGUAUGAAGGGAUCACUUCAAGCGAUUUGAGUUGGCUCUUUGAGGUUUAAAGUUUAUCAAUAUUAAUGAGCAUGCUCACAUCUAUAAGUUGAUUUUCUCCUACUUCGAAGGAGGGGGGAAUUUGUUAAUUUCCAUUUAUUCUCAUAGAGGGAUGUAUAUAUCAUGUGUUUUUCUUUUCAGGCCAUUUUUUUGGGUUAGUUUCGUAGGUUUUUUGGAUACCAAAGCUAAAUUAGUGUUUCAUGCUUUCUGAAGCAGCAAUUGAUGUCCCUAUGAUUAAUUUUAUUUUUAGCAUUGUUCAAGUUUGCAAUUGUAUCACAUAUAUGAUUACCUUUUGACGCUCAUGUAAAAUGGCCACCAAACACAUGUUCCCUUAUUGAUAUCAUGUUCUGUUUUAGCCAAAACUUUUAUGCCACCAGUUGGACAUGGAUCUUUUGCCUCCAAGGCACCCAAUUUCUUACAAAUUCUUACUUUUUUUGUUAUUUUCAAAUAUUAUGUCUUUCAAAUUGAACAUUGUACUUCUAUUUUGAGUGCAAAAUUUGUAUCUUUUGACAUAAUUUAAAAGUCUUUAUAAGUUGAAUAGGUAAAAUCAUCUUAACUUAUGAUAUGUCUGUUAAUAAGAAAAUUAAUCCAUAUUCACUAUGGGAACUAAGAGUCUUAAGACAUACCAACUUCUGAAAUAAAAAGAAAGAACAGGAUUUCCCCCUGUUUAGGCAAGACUGUUGUGAUUCUUCAACGUGGUGUCAUGUUUAAACUCCUAGCAAAAGUGUUCUCAAUACAUUGAGUGAUCUGGUUCAUAUUACUGUAGUUAUGUAUGCAAUGAUUCAUGAAAAAAAUGUAUGCUAGUUAUACAAUAAGUGUAUUCUGCCAAUUUCCGUUAAAAGGCUUCUUAAUCCUUUCUUGACAAAGUGGCAAGCUGAAGUUUUUUAAUUUGGAUAGCAAGCUAAGAGUGUUCAUCCUGAUUUGUAGAAGAGAGCUAUAUGCUUAUUAAUCGGCAUAAACACCAUUGCUCUAGGUCUUAUCGGAGCUCAGAGCCUACAGUUUAAAGGUUGAUCCUCUGAGCAUAAGGCCAUAAGCUACUCAAGCUGCAAGGAGGACAAGCAGUAGUCUGACUCAUUUUGAAAGUGUUAUCAGAAGCUGUGGUCACUUCAACCUCUGUGAGUGUGAGCCAAAUUGGAGAAUAGGCUAGAAAAGGGAACUGAUGACAGGCAGUGGUGGAAAUCUUAGUUCCAAUCAGUCAUCUGUGUCUCAUCAAGCUCCCAAAAUCCUAUUAGCCAAACCUGGACUUGUCUCCGCCGGUAAGUUCAACCGUGGUGGACCUGACGAUGAUUCUGCAGCUCACCGUCCACGUCUUCCCUCCGUUGGAUCUCUUAAUCUUCUCUCUGACACCUGGGAUUUCCUCACGGAUCGUUUUCUCCCGUUUCUAACGGAUAAUACGGACUUUACAGUAGUGGGUGUGAUUGGUCCUCCAGGGGUUGGGAAGUCGACGAUAAUGAACGAAAUUUAUGGUUUUGAUGCUAGUUUGCCUGGAACUCUUCCUCCGUUUGCCAUAGAAACAGAAGAAACAAGGGCUAUGGCGAAACAUUGUACGGUUGGCAUUGAACCACGGGUUUCAUCUGAACGGAUUAUACUGCUUGAUACACAGCCUGUUUUUAGCCCCUCGGUUUUGGCUGAAAUGAUUAGACCAGAUGGCUCAUCCACCAUACCCAUAAUAAGCGGUGAAUCUUUAUCGGCUGAGCUAGCUCAUGAACUAUUGAGCAUCCAGCUUGGUGUUCUUCUGGCAUCCAUUUGUCACAUUAUAUUGGUGGUAUCAGAUGGAGUCCAUGAUGCUAGCAUGUGGCAACUCAUGUCAACAGUUGAUUUGCUAAAGCAUGGGAUACCUGAUCCAUCAUCUUUAACCCUUUCUCAUCCUCAAAGCUCUGAGAAAGAAAACAGGGACAGAAUUCUAGAUAGUGGAGGAGAGUACAUGGCUGAUCCAGUUUUUGUGCAUACAAAGCUAUGCACUGAAGAUCUAGCACCAUGUAAUCUUGUUCAACUGAAGAAGGCACUAACACAAUUCUUUUGCUCGCCAUCCUUUGUGAGAUCAGAAAACCACAACACUGCUAAAGAGAGUCAAGUUUCUGCUGUUUCUUCCAACGUUCAAAGUGCUGGUCGAGAAUCUGAAUUUUUAAAAUUAUUUCUAAUUCCAUCUAGAAAUAAGGAUGAUUCCUUGAAGCCUCAGUAUGAAAGCCACAUUUCAGCAUUAUGGAAUUUGCGGGAUCAGGUUUUGUCAAAGAGAGGUCCGUCUUUCUCAAGGACUGUGUCUGAGCGUGAUUGGGUGAAAAAUUCUGCCAAGAUAUGGGAAAUUAUUAGGAAUUCUUCCAUUAUUGUGGACUAUUGCAGAACUCUUCAAAGUUCAGGCAUGUUUAGGAGGAUAUGAUCAUCUGAUGCCAUGCACAGCUGAUUUCGGUACACAAAAAUGAGAUAUUUCACGUUCUGUGUUUACUUUGUGGAAAGAAUACAAGUUGUUGUGAGGUAAGGCAGAUGCGAAAGAACUCUAUUUUACAAUUAGCAUGUAAGGUCUCCUGACCCACGCACAACGGCUUAAUUUCUUGUGUCAUGCUUGGUUAAUUAGUAUGACGAAAGAGAAAAUGAUGUAGGAAAGCUCUGUUUUAGUCUUUUUGGUUAAAAUUAGAAUAGAUUGGAUUGAAU